Thamnophis sirtalis is the source of this 1544-nucleotide messenger RNA. RefSeq names its product ATP synthase peripheral stalk-membrane subunit b (gene ATP5PB). The record is from RefSeq and is a predicted model, not a curated record. Lineage: Eukaryota; Metazoa; Chordata; Lepidosauria; Squamata; Natricidae. Gene Ontology annotation, biological process: proton motive force-driven ATP synthesis. Gene Ontology annotation, molecular function: proton-transporting ATP synthase activity, rotational mechanism.
CUGGUGACGGAGGCGGCCAUUUUAGUGCUGUGACCGGGGGUCACAGGGACGUUGGGCAGUGCGGGGGAAGGCAGGAUGCUCUCUCGCUUGGCGUUGCGUGCCCUGGCCCCGGCCGCCCUGAAGAGCUCGGUGGCUCUACCCUCCCUGUCAUCGGGCAUAAUUCAUGUAUCAAGAUCACUUCACACAAAUCAGCAACACUUGGCUCCAGUGCCAUCUCUUCCAGAGAAAGGUGGAAAAGUUCGCCAUGGAAUAAUCCCUGAAGAAUUUUUCCAAUUUUUGUAUCCUAAAACAGGAGUCACAGGUCCAUAUAUGCUUGCAACUGGAUUGACACUCUACCUUCUAUCUAAGGAAAUUUAUGUAAUAAAUCAUGAAACAAUAAUUGGCAUUACUGUUUUGAGUGUAUUAAUCUAUGGAAUUAAGAAAUAUGGUCCUCUUGUAGCAGCUUUUCUUGACAAAAAAAUGGACGAGGAACUUGCUUCUUAUGAGGACUUUAAAACUGCUUGUAUAAAUAGAUGCCUGGAGGGAAUUGAGGAGGAGAAGAAAGAACAAUGGAGACUUGAUGGUCGCCACUAUCUCUUUGAUGCCAAGCGGAACAAUAUUGCUAUGAUCCUGGAGGCCAACUAUAGAGAAAGGCUUCUCACUGCAUCCAGGGAGGUGAAGAAGAGGCUAGACUAUCAAGUCGCAUUACAGAACCUCAAGCGGGGUAUGGAACGAGAUCAUAUGAUCAACUGGGUAGAACAAAGCGUUUGGAAGAGUGUUACAGCCCAACAGGAGAAGGAGAACAUUGCCAAAUGCCUUUUGGACCUGAAAGCAUUAUCAAGCUCUGCCCAAGCAUCUCUUUAAGUCAAACGUUAUUGAAACUUCCAAAAUUGUACAAUUUCUAUCUUUAAUUAAAACAUAUGUAUCAUGGUUUGGUUUACUCUGAAAGUUCCUUGAAUGUGUUCCUCUCCUUAUAUAGUAUUCAGAAAAGAGAUACUUUUGAAAAUUUAACCACAAAAUAAUGUAAAUGAAAUUCAUAUUUGUCUUCUCUAAAUAUGGCUAAUACUGUUUCACACACAAAUAUUUCAGAAGUGUUUUAUCGGGCCUCUUCACAAACUUGGAGAAAGAUUUUCCUGUUUUAAGAAAUUGACUUAUUGUAGUUAAUGCAACUAGUAGCACACUGGUGGCAUAGGAUCAGAGUUUAUCAGGUUGGGAUUUUAUGAAAUAUCAGUAACAGCUUGAUAUUCAGAAGAUCAGCAAAUAGCACUUUUUAAAGAUUUAACACUGGUCUAGUAAGGUCUGUUAACUGCUAUUCUUCAAAUGAAGUAAGUGUCUAGUGCAACCUUAUGUAGUGGAAUAUAGUAAGGAGGUGGAUUCCCAGAAGGGAGAGGUGCAUUUCAAAGGAGUAAGAGGCAACUCAGUCCAGAUAUGUGUGAGAGAAAGAAAAUGAAAAUGUUUCCUAAUAGUUCACAGGGAAGUGUAUAUUGUAAAUGAAGAUAGUAGAAUGCUCAGUUUGGCAAGAUUUUGUCUAUUGGUGUAAAACAAUAAAGAACAUCUUAAAAGAA